GUUACCGUCCACUUUAAGAAAUGGAUUUCAGCUUGAGGGGAGUGAACCGAAGCCCGAACGGCCCCCGCGGCGCGUGGUUGUAGGACGAGAUCAAAAGGCGCGUGGUGUGCGCCUCGAACGCCUCCGUUUACUUCAGUUGUGAGCAGCGCGUGCUGCUUAUCGGUCGGUGGUGUCUGCUCGAGCGGCCGUCUUUUCUGCUCUCUGUGACUGUGUAGGAGCGCUCGUGUGUGUAUGUGUAGUUUGCGCGUGGACAGGCAGAAUCAAAGACGAAGCAGGCCAGCGCGAGGUUGCAAGAAAAGGCAAGCAGGAUCGAGGCAGCCCGCGAGCGCUCAGCUAGCAACGGUUACGGUACACUGCGAGAAAUGGUCACUUAUACACCGGGAGUCCUUCUGCUGCUAACAUGUCUCCAGCACUGCAUGAACGUCCACGGUACUAAGACAGAAUGUGAGGCCAGCCAGUUUCAGUGUGGGAACGGUCGCUGCAUCCCGUCCGUCUGGCAGUGCGAUGGAGACGAGGACUGCACCGACGGCAGUGACGAGAACACCUGUGUCAGAAAGACGUGUGUGGAGGUGGACUUCGUGUGUCGCAACGGCCAAUGUGUCCCGAAGCGAUGGCACUGCGACGGGGAGCCGGACUGCGAGGACGGGUCCGACGAGAGCGUAGAAAUCUGCCACAUGCGGACGUGUCGUGUGAACGAGUUUAGCUGCGGAGCGGGCUCCACUCAGUGUAUCCCCACCUUCUGGAAGUGUGACGGAGAGAAGGACUGCGACAAUGGAGAGGACGAAGUCAACUGUGGUAACAUCACCUGCGCUCCAAACGAGUUCACGUGCUCCAGCAGUCGCUGCAUCUCCCGUAACUUUGUGUGUAACGGCGAGGACGACUGUGGCGACGGCUCGGACGAGGUGGAGUGCGCGCCGUCCUCCUGCGGCCCCAGCGAGUUCCAGUGUGGAAACUCCUCGUGCAUCCCGGCCAGCUGGGUGUGUGACGACGACGUGGACUGCCAGGAUCAAUCCGAUGAGUCUCCCUCUCGCUGCGGCCGCCACCCGACGCCGCCCGCCAAGUGUUCGUCCAGCGAGAUGCAGUGCCGCUCAGGGGAGUGCAUCCACAAGAAGUGGAGGUGUGAUGGAGACCCCGACUGCAAAGACGGCAGCGACGAAGCCAACUGUCCUGUACGGACGUGUGGAUCGGAUCAGUUCAAAUGUGACGAUGGAAAGUGUGUCCUGGGCAGCAGGCAGUGCAACGGCCUCCGAGACUGCGCUGACGGUUCAGACGAGGUCAACUGCAAAAACAUGACUCAGUGUAACGGACCAGAGAAGUUCAAGUGUCGCAGCGGGGACUGUAUCGAGAUGAGCAAAGUGUGCAACAAAGCCCGAGACUGUCCCGACUGGAGCGACGAACCCAUCAAAGAAUGCAACUUCAACGAGUGUCUCCUGAACAACGGCGGCUGCUCUCACAUCUGCAAAGACAUGGUGAUCGGCUUCGAGUGCGACUGCACGCCUGGACUUCAGCUCAUCGACCACAAGACCUGCGGAGACAUCAACGAGUGUAUGAACCCCGGCAUCUGCAGUCAGAUCUGCAUCAACCUGAAGGGCGGCUACAAGUGUGAGUGCCACAACGGCUACCAGAUGGAUCCCACUACCGGAGUCUGCAAGGCUGUUGGUAAGGAGCCCUGCCUGAUCUUCACUAACCGCAGAGACAUCCGCCGCCUCGGCCUGGAGAGGAAGGAGUACACUCAGAUCGUGGAGCAGCAGAGGAACACCGUGGCUCUGGAUGCUGACUUUGGCCAGCAGCUGAUCUUCUGGGCUGACCUAGGCCACAGGGCCAUUUAUAGUUCUUCCUGUCUUCGACUGCCAUAUCUCUCUCCUUAUCAUCUUUUCUCCUUGACCAACAUGACCAUCCCCACUUCUCCCUUUUAUCACUCCUUUCUUUCCUUGUCAUUAUUCAAUCCCUUCUUUCUUGCUCUGCCGUCGAUAUACUCCCAUUUAUCAUCCAUUCUUGUUAUUUCUCCCUCUACUUUUUCUCCCCUCUCCUGGUUGUUCUUGUGCUUCAUCUUCCUCUCAGAUCUGAUCAAAGGCAGGCUGUACUGGGUCGACUCGAAGCUGCACAUGCUCUGUAGCGUGGAUCUGAACGGAGACAACAGGAAGAAAGUGCUCCAGUCUUCAGAGUACCUGGCUCAUCCCUUCGCGCUCACUGUUUUUGAGGAUCGAGUGUUCUGGACGGACGGUGAGAAUGAAGCCAUCUACUGCGCAAACAAGUUCACUGGCGCUGACGUGGUGACGCUCGCCAGCAACCUGAACGACCCGCAGGACAUCAUCGUGUACCACGAGCUGAUCCAGCUGUCGGGUACUAACUGGUGUGUGGAGAAAGGUGAGAACGGGGGCUGCAGCUACAUGUGUCUUCCCGCACCGCAGAUCAACAAACACUCUGCCAAAUACACGUGUGUGUGCCCCGACGGACAGGAGCUGGCCGCUGACGGUCUACGCUGCAGGCCCGGUGAGUCGUGGUGCUAACACUUCAUUUACUUA
Molecule: messenger RNA, 2525 nt
Organism: Notothenia coriiceps (black rockcod)
Lineage: Eukaryota; Metazoa; Chordata; Actinopteri; Perciformes; Nototheniidae
Gene: vldlr
Product: very low density lipoprotein receptor
Exons: 15
Coding region: 363-2510 (715 amino acids)
Biological process (GO): receptor-mediated endocytosis
Cellular component (GO): apical plasma membrane; plasma membrane; signaling receptor complex
Molecular function (GO): protein binding; hormone binding; calcium ion binding
Source: RefSeq, a predicted model, not a curated record